AUGUUUUCUAAAAUUACUAAGGAAUUAGAAACAUACACUGGAGAGAAAAAUAAAGCAAAAAUUGCAGCAUUAAAAAAAGCACUUGGAAAUUAUCCAACAAUAUUGGGAACGAUUGAACCUUCUAUUGAUGAUUUAAACACAAAAAUUAUGAAUGGAUUAAAUGAAUUUUCAAAAUUAACAAAUAUGAAAGGAAAUGGAUUAUUUUAUUUAAUAGAUCCUAAGGGAGGAGUUAAUACUAUUGACCUUCUUAUUUCAAAUAUAAUUAUUACAAUACAAAGAAGAAUAAUUAUGAUGGAUGGUAAAGAAAAUGCAAAAGAUGAUAAAUUUAAAGUUGAAGAAUAUUAUGGAAAACCUGGAAAAAAGUUCAAAAAGAUAAUAACAACAUUAAACUCAAUACGUCAAUACAAUUUCUUUGGAGGGAAAACUAAUGCAAUUGCACUUGCACAUUUGAUUAAUGCAAAAGUUAUUCCUAAUUGUAUUGGAAAUAUUUGGGUAUAUGUUUAUGAUUGUCCAGAAAAUGAAGGAAGAAGUGGAAAAUUUAAUUUAGGUAAACAAAAUAUUACAUGGACUGGUGGGAAAAAACAUCCAGAUCCUAAUUAUGAUAAUAUGUCAAAAUAUUUAAGAAUUAGUGAUUAA
This is a messenger RNA of Entamoeba dispar SAW760, 636 nucleotides long. RefSeq lists its product as uncharacterized. The transcript has 2 exons. The coding region runs from base 1 to 636 and encodes 211 amino acids. The record is from RefSeq and is a predicted model, not a curated record. Lineage: Eukaryota; Evosea; Mastigamoebida; Endamoebidae.